CGCACGGUCGGUUUUCUGGCAGGACGAGCUUAAACGUCUGUUUUGGUGGUGUCAAUGAUGUCGGGACUGUCAGAAACUGAGCGCGCGGGAUGUAGAAUGAUACUGAAGCUCCUGUCGAACAUCGACUUAUUGUCACUUAGUGACACAGUGACGAACAAGAUGAUAGUUGUGGAGAAUGUUGCAGAGGCGACGGAGACCAUACUGUCCUUCAGCAAAAAUGCCGAGGAACUCCUGAGAAGGAAGAAGGUUCAACGUGAGCUCAUCUUCAAGUACCUGGCCAAAGAGGGGGUGGCGAUGCCCCCCAACAGCGAGAAGCACCAGCUGGUGAAGAGGACGCUGGCGCUUUGGUCAUCGGGGAAGGCCACGGAUGCCGAAAGCCGUCAAGAAGAGACGGAUGGGACCAAGGGGAGGCGGGCCACAGAGACAGCGUCCGAUAUCCAGGUCUCGAAGGUUGACGUGGGCUUUGACCCGCAGGUGCUCGGCCAGCAGUUCUGCCAGUGGUUCUUCCAGCUUUUGAACAGUCAGAACCCCUCACUGGGCCAGCAGCCUCAGGACUGGGGGCCGCAGCACUUCUGGCCAGAUGUGAAGCUGCGUCUCCUCUCCAGAGCUGGCAGCGAACAGAUGGACGAGUUCCUGGGUGCGGAACUGGUCAGCCUUCGCCUCCUUGCCUUGCCCAGAGCAGAACGGCUCCUCCUUUGCCCCAACCUGGAACCCCAUGGCCUCAGGACACUUGCUUCCCCCCAUGGCCUGGUGCUGGUGGCCGUGGCUGGGACCAUCCACAGAGAUGCAGCCUGCCUGGGCAUCUUCGAGCUAAUAUUUGGCCUCAUCCGCUCCCCGCUGGAAAAUAACACCUGGAAGAUCAAGUUUGUCAACCUGAAGAUCGGAGGGCAGGAUGCUGUGGAGGGGUCAGAGGUGGCAGCGCCUGCCCUGAGUUACAACUCCAGUGAACUGCAGCUCCUCUACAGCUGACGACACUCAUCACUCAUCUAAGUUGCACAAAAACAGUAAGCUGAGCUGUUGUUUUCAGAGACUUGCACUGGCUAAUGACUACUGGCUAACUUAUAUUUAGCAGUCAGAUCAGAUUGUGUCAGGUGGACACUAUUGGAUCUAAAUCUACUUGGGGGAGUAUAUUGGUGAUGUAACAUUAAAAAAAAAACCUGGGGAAAAGUUUAUAUAUUGUUUUUCUGCUGCGUGUUGUGCCUGUGCUUUUUGUAAGAUAAAAUAUGAACAAAGACACGCCCUUGUAAAUAUGUGUCAUACCAAAUAUAAAUAUUAUAUUAAUACUUG
This is a messenger RNA of Scophthalmus maximus (turbot), 1287 nucleotides long. RefSeq names its product chromosome 14 C3orf38 homolog (gene c14h3orf38). The record is from RefSeq and is a predicted model, not a curated record. NCBI's taxonomy places the organism in Eukaryota, Metazoa, Chordata, Actinopteri, Pleuronectiformes, Scophthalmidae. Bases 55 to 969 code for a protein of 304 amino acids. The transcript is spliced from 4 exons.